Messenger RNA from Galleria mellonella (greater wax moth), 5211 nucleotides. RefSeq lists its product as uncharacterized. Gene Ontology annotation, molecular function: DNA polymerase processivity factor activity. Bases 148 to 1203 code for a protein of 351 amino acids. The record is from RefSeq and is a predicted model, not a curated record. Gene Ontology annotation, cellular component: mitochondrial nucleoid. Lineage: Eukaryota; Metazoa; Arthropoda; Insecta; Lepidoptera; Pyralidae. Gene Ontology annotation, biological process: mitochondrial transcription; transcription elongation by mitochondrial RNA polymerase. The transcript has 7 exons.
UUCAAAAUUAUUAUCAUUAAACACUGCUUUCAAAAAUAUUUUUAUUUCAAUAUUACACUUAUACUUCAAACUAAUUAUCUGGUUUUUGUAUAAAAUUAUUAAUAUAAACAAAUCGUCACAGUAGUUACUGUUAAGUUUUUCUAUGCCAUGCUUUCAUUAAGAGUUUUGUAUUCCAGGUAUUAUCCUGUAAUUGUGCCAAAAUGUGUCUUCAGUCAAGAUUUGGAAAAGAAGUAUACUGUGGAAGAAAAAACGAAGAUCUUGCAGGUUAUAAAUGACAAUGCAGAUGAACUGUCUAAGUAUGACAUAGCAAAAGCAAAAUUGAAGAAGGUGAAACAAUGGAAAAGUGAGAAUGGUCAGCUAAAGUGUAUCAGCGAUACCCAAAUGAUAGAAGGUUUCUCAGAGAGGAUUGCUCAUAGAUUGUUUAAUAGCAUACUAGAUGGGCCCACAGAUAGGUCAGAGUUGUCUCACAAGAUUAAGGGUCAAAUUCUACACCCACACUUAAGUGAUAGUAUCCGUCAGGAAUGUAGUCAAGUGCUUGCUGUAUAUGUAGCUGUGAAUUCGGUGUGUUGGACUCUAAUAGAUAAAAGGAAUUAUGAAGUUUUGGAAUGGAAGUAUCACAGUAUUGAUUACCCAGAGGGGAAAAAGAUGCAGAUUACAGACAUAUUAAAUAUUGCAUGGAAAGUAACACAGCAGUUGCCAACAGCAGAUAUAUGUGUGAUGAAGGCAGAACCCACUACCCUCCGUGCGGCCGGUAGCGACCCCAACAACCCUAAAGUGCUCGCUGUCAACUUGCAGAAGUCCCAGAUGGUCGCUAUGAUUGUCUCCCUUAUUAACGCUAAAAGCAACAAUAUAAACACAUCACUAAACCCUGACGAAAAUGCAUCAAAACUAGUCAAGGAUUUUAACCAUAAAGUGUAUUUUUUGAGGCCAGCACUCCCCUACAGACUAUAUGGAACACUAGUUGGUAACGAAAAGGUCUCAACUGACCAGACUGUCGAGAUGUUAUUGCAAGAAAUAAAUGAGAAAACUUCAAAUAACUCAAAAGUAUACAUCUCACCACCCAUCAAACACAUGUUCAGGUCCCAAAAUGAUUUGAAGAAGGAUAUGUUGGGACAUUGUUUACUUCUAGGGCUCACAUUCAUGGAUUUGUGUAUAUAUAAAAACCAGGAGAGUAUAAAUAAAUUAGUGAAACGGAAUGAUUAGGGACAUGUCUCAGUGAUAUGGCAAUCUUAGUGAUUUAGUUUUUUUUAUGGUGAAAGUGGAAUGGCAACUCUACCUGCGCUAACGGUAUACACUGGCGGGGAUGAGAAUGAAAACAGGCCAGUUAGCCUAUCAUGAUGAAUUCAUCAGGAAUGUACCAUGAUAGUUUCCAAAAGGGAUCGCAUGAAGGUCGACCUGGUUGGGUAUAUAUAACAAUCCCUUUCUCCCAUAGUGGCUUAGUGGUGUGUCACUUCCUCGCCAUCCAAUGAUUGUGAGUUUGAUGCCUGUAGAAUACCAUUGUGUGAAAACCGACCUAAUAAAGGUGUAGUUAGUAAAGGAGUCGUUAGUUGCCCGUCACCAACAAACGCGUAUUCCCACAGUUUGGGACUAGAAAGCGUUGUGUUUAUGUACAAACAGAGCUAUUUAUUUAAUUGUAAAUAAUAAAUGCCUGCUCAGACGAGGUACAUCAGUCAGAGUUUAUAUUUAGUUUAUAAAAAACACGAAUCACUUUAUUCAUAACUACCGACGCGCCCCGGUUUCGUACAGUUCUCUCUUUUAAUGAAAUACAUUUUAUAUUACUCGCUGAUAAUGUAACUUUCUAAAAAUGAAAGAAUGUUUAAAAUCGUUAAAGUAAUGUUUGAGUUUAUGCAUAAUAGAUAAACAGUCAAAUCUUUCCUCUUUAUUAUAAUAUUACUAGUUACUCGUCCCGGCUUCGCACGGGUGCAAUAUUUGUUUGUGUAACUUUUAAACUGUUGAACACAUUUUAGUAAGGCUGGUGUUUUGACGUGUAAAGUACUGCAUUAAUAUUCUCUAAAAUUUUAAAAUGAAGGGCCUAUUUAGCAAUUUGAUGUACGCACGAUUCUCCUGCGCCCCCUCACCCCGCCCCCGCCUACUAUUCUCGCACGGCCUGCGCCUGCGACAACGCAUUAAUGCAACCGGCUUAUUUCGUAAUAUCUUCUGAUCAACUGCAUCAAUUAACAUGGUAUAAAAAGUAAACUUUAACUCUAAUUUCUAAUGUAUACGCGAAACCUGUAUCUAAACAUAAUCUUGUAAUUUGUUUUAUUUUUUUUUAUUUUUAACGUAACCAUCUUUAUGGCUGAGGUUUAGAUAUAUGGUCUAGCGGAUUUUUUUGUAAAGUUAAAAGUAAUGAAUAGUUUUGCAUUUUAGUCUUUUCUUUCAAACCAUGUCGAAUUCUGCUCUGACCACCCUCCGGCCAUCCUCCGGCCCUCUAGCUGACUCAUCUCUCCUGCCUAAGGCCAUCACUGACGAAACUGACAGUAACUCCCUGAUGACCUAAAACAAUUAAUGAACGAAAAGAACGCAGCCAUAUGAGCUCAUGAUCGCUACCCCUCCGAACCGAAUCGGAUCGGAAAGUUAAGGACCGUGUUGCGGAACUCCGUGAUGAUCAGUUGGGCGCUUGUCCCACUGAUUUAUUGGAGUAGUAGUAGUUCUAGUAGUAUAGUAGAUUGCAGUAGAUUUACUCCAAGAGUUCACGCCAUCGCACACUGCGUAUUGGCGAGUGGCGAAAUUUCUCAAGACCGACCAACAUGACACCGACGUGCUUUCCUUAGUCAAACCGGACAACAUCCUAACCUUCUUAGACGAGGAGAGAGUGUUCUGUGUGUGUGUAGUGCUCUCCCACUCAGCAUACUCUCGGCCGAGACAGGUUAUGUUGAGAGGAUAGACGCCGAAGUCGAACUACAGAUCGUGUCUACCCCAUCUAGAAAAGCUUCCAACCGCCACACUCGACGAGGUCCAAACGUUGGUUAAAAAGUUACUAAUAAAAAAUUAACGGUAACUCUAAAAGACUUGUUAAAAGUUUGCCCGUCCACCUCUUACUACUUCUCGACGCGUCAUCUUUAAUGCGCGGCGCUCUUCUAUCCCAUAUUCCUAUAUAGCUGGAAAGAACUUAUGGUCAUCGGCAUACCUAAACCUGUCAAAAACAUCCCAACUUGCCAGUUACCACCGUGUCAGCCUCCUCAAAGCAAUAGGGAAGCUAUAUGAGCGAUUCAUCUUCGCCUGUCUGAGAGGUUCCAUCCAGUCCAGAAAUAUCCAAAUCGACGAGCAGUUUGGAUUCGGGGCUAAACAUUUGUGCCCAUCAAAUGUACCGCAUCACGGAGUACAUUCAUAGAACCACAUUCUACUUCGUCAUCAGGAGGCCCAAAGGUGGCAUAGGCAUCCUUUGUUUCGACGUAGCCAAAGCGUUCGACCAAGUAUGGUACAAUAACUUGGUAUACAAGCUACACCAAUUGAAAGUGGCAGGCAGUCUCGUGCACAUUAGACGAAACUUUUUGUCAUGUCGAUCUUAUCGCUACCGUAUCAAUGGACCGCUGUCUGACCCGUACCCUGUACACUAACGACAUCACCCGAUUCCCUGAUGUAAACAGCAGAAUGCAGUACUAAAACAUAUAUGUAUUUCUAAUAUAAAAUAUUUAGUUUAGUGAAAAAAACGCAUUUUGCUAGUCAGGCACACAUUUUCGCCUUAAGCGGAUUACGAGUAGUAGGCAUACAUCCUCCUACCCAUAGGUUGGGGGGGAUACCUUAUGCACUACCCGCCGGGCACGCCCGAUAGCAGCCAUUUGCAAAUAAGGCCAAUCGGCCGUUAUUUUAGUUUUUCCUUAUUACUGUAGUUAUAACGGUAUCAGUUAUCGCCGAUUUAUUAACUGUUUACCUUUUUUCGUGUGUUCUGUUAAUUUUAUUAUUGUAAUUAAUUGUAAAUUGUAGGUUGUUUUUUUUACAACACAGGUGGCAAACGAGCAUGCGGCUCACCUGAUGAUAACUGACUAUCGUCGCCCAUGGUCACCAACAGCAUUGCAGGUGUGCUGCCGGCCUUUUAGGAAAAGGAAUGUGCUCUUUUCUUGAAGGAUGAUAAAUUCGGUAGAAGAUGCACAGAGAUGCAACAUCUCUAUGCAGUGUCAGUGGGUCUAGUCGGAUAGUAAGGUGCCGAUCGUCAACAAGUCGAGCUGCCCGACUUUGAAUGCGAUCUAACGGAAGUUGGUUGGUUGUUUAGAUAAUCUUUUUAUCUUUUUUUAUAAAUUUGUAUUGCACCCGACAAAUCUCUCCCAACUACUUCCGCGAUACACUCGUCCCGUCCCUCUGCGAAGACUCCUUACACAUCGCACACACCGUCCUUGCCAGCAACGACGAAGACCUUACCCGAUUCACGUUCGCGUACGGUUAGGUAUCUGCCCGAACGCAUUUCGCCUACGUCGUCGCGAGCAGUCAGUUUUCUGCCCGAAUGCAUUUCGUCCCUAUCGUCUCCCAGCGCCAACGGUGGCGUCUCCCUUUCGAUCUACCGACCCCCGUCGAGGGACGGUGCGGUGCAAGUGCGGUGGCCUGAGUUGCGGUCCAAGCCACAAGGGCGUCUUCGGGCGCACGCCGCAGUCCAUCAGUAAGAGUUGACGUUUUGGUCGCUCCCCUCUCAUGAGCUUGGACAGUCUUCUGCACUCGCUCCUGUACACGCGCUCGGUGAGGCUGUAAAGGUCAUCUGCAGCCAACAGCAACAAAUAAUUCGAAAAAAAAAGAAAAUUAGUCAUUCGCAGUUCAGGUGCCUAACGGCUACUAGGCUUCGAGUAGCGAUAGUAAUUUGCCUGAAAACGUCUCGUUUAGUGGUAAAACACGUAUCGCAAAACGUGCGUGAUCAAAAUCGCAGUAGGAGAUUGAUGGCUAGUAUGGAAGGUUGUGGAAUUUCUGGUACUAAUAGUGGUGGUCGAUCGUCGAGUGUUGGUAGUCACAAACAUAUUAAUGGUAGCGGAAAUAAAACAAUUUUAAUCAAAUAACCAAUGACAAGAUAACAUCUAGCGCAGUAAAGUAUUAUUGUUUUCUUAACAAUACUAAUAUAGAAUCGUACAUACAGGAGAACAAAAGAUUCUCGUUUAUAUGGCACGAAGGUGGACAGCGAGUGAAAAUACCUUGAGAACUGCCCCUCGUCUGUGCAGGCACUUAUGUGUAUAUUGUGAUAUCAUACGGAUUUAUGUCGAUAUAUUUACAAAUUAAAUAAGUUAAUAAAAU